AGCUCUUGAUUCAUCCAUUGUUGAGCUUGAUCAAGUUCAAGCUUUUGAUGUUUGAGCUUGAUCGAAUUCGAGUAUGUAUAUUCGAGUUCGAACUCAACCGAGCUUCGAGCCCGAUAUAUUCGAGCUCAGACAGUUUGGAUUUGGUGCAUGUCUAAUCUUAAAUCAUUUUUAUUAUCUUUAAAAAAGAAUCUUUUUAACCAUUGUAAAAUGUUUCAAUACUUGUUCAAAUAAUUAUUCAAUUUUUUUUAAAAUUAUUCAUCUUUUUAACUUUAAGGAAAUUGAUGAUAGAUAAAUAUAUUCUUCAUAAUAUUUGUCGAUGCAAUGAAAUUUUAGGACCGCACAAGCAACGAUGAUUUAUUCUAUGACGAAAGUUCGACUGAUCAAAUCUCACAUAAAUCUAUAUCUCAAUUGGCGACUAUACUAAAAUUCGUUCAAUCUCGGAUUGAACCGAUCAUUUUAGAGCGAAUUUUACAUUUGCCCACAUCAAUCGAUCUAUGAAUAGGAGCGUUUAUGAAUGAGAAUCUAUUGAAUAUUACAACUCAUGUAUUAAUCAAUGAAAUUUGUUAUUUGAGAUAAAUUAUUUGAAUUGGUUUGACUUUAUUUUUAUUGUUAUUUUAAAAUUGUUUUGUAGGUAAAUGUACAAAAUAUGGUUGUUCAUGAAAACAGCAUCACCGUAUAACAUAUGAAUAUGGAAGUAAUAUUCGCUGUCUUAACAAUGUAUGCUCAUCAAGUGAUAUCGAUAAAGGAAUUAGUGAUUUAGAAGAUGAAAAAACCAAAAUAAAAGAUAUUUAUAUAAAAAACUUUCCAAAGUUUUUCAUGCAAAUGCAAUUAUUCCAAUAAAUGACGAUAUGUUAAAAUAUAUUAGAGUUUUUAUAAAAGAAGAACAAAUGAAAAAAGAAAUUUUGAUAGUGAAAAUAAUGAUAUUAUUCAAAACCUUGAACAAAUGAUAAAGGAUUUUAUGAAAGAAAUAAAUUUAUUUAAACAAACAGUAAAAAAUGAAAAAGAUGCACUCAAACCUAAAAUUAUAUUUCCUUUAGUUGGAAGUGUUUACCGAUUACCUAUUAAUGGAAAAAAAAUUCGUGAACAAGUCAAUGCUUUAAAAAUAAGUCAAACUGAUAUUUCAUUAGAACGAGAAGUUUUUGAUGAACUAUCAGCUAAAGCUAAUUCAUCAACAAUAAUGCAUCAAUUCAAAUCUAUUAAUUCCAACAAAUAA
Messenger RNA from Rotaria sordida, 1213 nucleotides. The record is from the annotation of a GenBank genome assembly. Lineage: Eukaryota; Metazoa; Rotifera; Eurotatoria; Philodinida; Philodinidae.